AUGGUAGGGUGCUUUAAGUGUGGGGAACCGGGACAUCAUGUUCACGAGUGCAAAAGCGAAGAGAAGAAGUGCUACAGGUGUGGUAAAGCAGGCCACAUUGCUGUUGACUGCAAGGGAAGGACUGUGACUUGUUAUAAUUGUGGUGAAGAGGGCCAUAUUAGUCCACAGUGUCUUAAGCCAAAGAAGAAUCAAGCUGGGGGUAAAGUUUUCGCUUUAUCAGGUUCAGAGACUACUCCAGAGGAUCGAUUGAUUAAAGGUACGUGUUUUAUCCAUGGCACUCCUUUAAUUGCAAUAAUAGAUACUGGAGCAACUCACUCGUUUAUUUCGUUGGAUUGUGCUAAACGUCUGAACUUGGAAAUAUCUGAUAUUCAUGGAAGUAUGAUCAUUGACACUCCUGCGUCGGGUUCAGUGACUACUUCGUUUGCCUGUUUGAACUGUCCAAUUGAUAUUUUUGGUAGAGAGUUCGGAAUGGACUUAGUGUGCCUUCCUUUGGAACAACUUGAUGUCAUCCUGGGUAUGAAUUGGUUGCAAUUUAAUCGGGUUCAUAUCAACUGUUUCACGAAGACAGUUAUUUUUCCUGAAGAUGUCGGUGUUGAGAGCCUAGCAAUGACGGCUAGACAAGUGGGAGAAGCCAUGAAGGACGAGGCUGCCGUGUUUAUGUUGAUUGCAUCCAUGGAAGUGAAGAAGAAAGUGGUGAGUAGUGACUUACCGGUAGUAUGUGAAUUUCCAGAAGUCUUUCCAGAAGAUGUAAGAGAGUUACCGCCAGAGAGGGAGGUAGAAUUUGCUAUUGAGUUAGUUCCUGGAACUAGUCCUGUGUCGAUGGCGCCGUAUCGUAUGUCGGCAUCUGAGUUAGCAGAGUUGAAGAAUCAGCUAGAAGAAUUACUGGAAAAAGAAUUCAUUCGUCCUAGUGUGUCACCG
Messenger RNA from Vicia villosa (hairy vetch), 918 nucleotides. RefSeq lists its product as uncharacterized. The transcript has 2 exons. The annotation marks the transcript as partial. The record is from RefSeq and is a predicted model, not a curated record. NCBI's taxonomy places the organism in Eukaryota, Viridiplantae, Streptophyta, Magnoliopsida, Fabales, Fabaceae. Gene Ontology annotation, molecular function: zinc ion binding; nucleic acid binding.